Nicotiana attenuata is the source of this 2512-nucleotide messenger RNA. RefSeq names its product 1-aminocyclopropane-1-carboxylate oxidase homolog 1-like. The transcript has 6 exons. The record is from RefSeq and is a predicted model, not a curated record. Bases 161 to 2203 code for a protein of 680 amino acids. Lineage: Eukaryota; Viridiplantae; Streptophyta; Magnoliopsida; Solanales; Solanaceae.
GGAACUUCUUUGUUUUGCAUUCUGAUGGAAUCUGAUUACAGAAAAGCUAUAGAAAAAUAUUAACUGUGUCAUAAGAAUCUGUACAAUAUCCUCAACGUUCAAUUAGAAAUCUUGUUUCAAUAUAUAGUCAAGAGUUGAGUUUUCCUCUAAAGAAAGAAAGAUGUUUGGCUCAAAUAAUGGUAGAACUGAUCAAAAUGAUAGUUCUGAAUAUGAUAGGAAAAGUGAAGUUCAAGCCUUUGAUGAUUCAAAGGUUGGUGUAAAGGGACUUCUGGAUGCUGGUGUCACAAAGAUACCGCGUAUAUUCUUGCACAACCAGCCUGUGAUUGAAAACAAAUUAGAUUCCGAUGCAGCUACUAAGUUUAGCCUUCCAGUCAUAGAUUUAGGAGACUCGGGCAAAAGUGCAGCUCAACGAGCUGAUAUUGUCCGAGAAAUAAAGGAUGCUUGUGAAAACUGGGGAUUUUUUCAAAUUGUCAACCAUGAAAUCCCAUCAAGUGUUAUGGAGAAAGUACUAGAAGGCGUUCGCCAUUUUCACGAGCAGGAUUCUGAGGUGAAGAAAGAGUUCUACUCUCGUGAUGUUACGAGGAAGUUCACCUAUAAUACUAAUUUUGAUCUACACAAAGCAAAAACAGCUAACUGGAGAGACAGCUUUUACUGUGUCAUGGCUCCUAAUCCUCCUCGCCCCGAAGAAAUUCCAGAGGUUUGCAGAGAUGUUUUGAUCAAAUACGCGGAGCACGUGAUGAAACUGGGGCUUACUCUAUAUGAGCUACUCUCUGAAGCUCUAGGACUCAACCCGAAUCACUUGAAAGACAUAGAAUGCGCGGAGGGGCUACUCGUAGUUGGCCAUUAUUAUCCGGCAUGUCCUGAACCAGAUUUCACUUUAGGCCUUAGCGGUCACACAGAUAGCGGCUUCUUGACUAUUGUAUUACAGGAUCAAAUUGGCGGACUGCAAGUUUUUCAUAAAAAUCAAUGGGUUGAUGUUGCUUUCAUGCCUGGAGCUCUAAUUGUGAACAUUGGAGACUUAAUGCAGCUGAUCACAAACGAUAAGUUCAGAAGCGUUCUUCACAGAGUGCUUGCGAAAAAUGUAGGACCAAGAAUUUCAGUGGCAAGUUUUUUCAGAAUGCAUUUUCAAGAAGGAAGUGAAUCAAGAUUAUAUGGUCCAAUCAUGGAGUUGUUAUCAGAGGAAAACCCUCCAAUAUACCGAGAAACAAGCAGAAAAGAGUAUGUCACUUAUCUAUACAACAAAGGGCUAGAUGGAACUUCUUUAUUGUCACAUUUCAAAUCACAGAAUCUAAAGAUUCCAGUUGUGGAUCUAAGUGGCAUAGAAGUUGAAGAUCGACGUAAGAAGAUUGUUGAUGAAAUAAGGGAAGCAUCAGAAAAGUGGGGAUUUUUCCAACUGAUAAAUCAUAGGGUUCCUUCUUGUGUUUUGGAAGGAAUGAUUGAUGGGAUUCGUAGAUUUCAUGAACAAGAUGUUGAGUUAAAGAAAGAGUACUAUACGCGUGAUCAUACGAGAAGAGUUAGAUAUGAGAGCAACUAUGAUCUUUACCAAUCAAAGACUGCAAACUGGAGGGAUACACUGAACAUUUCUAUGCUAGUUUCUAGUAAUAUUGAACCUGAACAAAUACCAGCAGUUUGCAGGAGCACAUCCAUUGAGUAUAUAAAUCAUGUCACACAGUUAGGAGAAACUCUAUUCAGCAUACUAUCGGAAGCACUCCGGAUAAAAUCAGACCACUUAAAGGCCAUGGAAUGUGCAGAAGGGAAAACAUUUGCAUGCCAUUACUAUCCGGCAUGUCCACAGCCAGAGCUAACUCUUGGUGCUUCUAAACAUACAGAUACUGCUUUCCUUACCAUUCUUCUUCAAGAUCAAAUUGGUGGCCUUCAAGUCCUGCACGAAAACCAAUGGAUCAAUGUUGAGCCAAUUUCACAAGGCCUGGCUGUUAAUAUUGGCGAGAGUCUUCAGAUUUUAUCAAAUGACAAGUUUGUGAGCGUGAAUCAUAGAGUUAUAGCGAAUAAGGUAGGACCGAGGAUGUCAGUCGCGUGCUUCUUCACUGGUGUUUCUGGAACUCCAAAGAUCUAUGGUCCAAUCAAAGAGCUCAUAUCAGAAGAAAAUCCCCCUCUUUAUAAAGAAUUUACAGUAAGUGAUUACAUGGCUAAGUUUAUGUCCAGGCCACUUGGUAAGUCUACUCUUGACCUUUUCAGACUGUAAAGCAACAACAACAACAUACCCGGUAUUACUCCACAUCGUGUGGUUUGGGGAGGGUAAUGUGUACGCAGACCUUACCCCUACUUUUGUGAAAGUAGAGAGGCUGUUUCCAAUAGCAAUACUUCAGAAAAUAUAUGAUUAUUUUUACAAGGCAGUUUCGACGUUUGUGAUUUGCUCUACAAUAAUGUUUUACCUUUGACUGCUGGACUAGCUAAGAGCAAUGUUGCUUUUUCCUGUUUUUAUCUUCAAAUAAAUAGGAUCAAUGUCAAGAACACAAUCUUAAUACCUUAUGUAUUGUUAAUUUUCGUUACG